Misgurnus anguillicaudatus (oriental weatherfish) is the source of this 1800-nucleotide messenger RNA. NCBI's taxonomy places the organism in Eukaryota, Metazoa, Chordata, Actinopteri, Cypriniformes, Cobitidae. The record is from RefSeq and is a predicted model, not a curated record.
ACCAAAUAGUGUGUUUGUGACAUUUGACAAUCAAUAUUUAAUGUUCCUUACCCUCCUUAUGAGGUAAAUACUGUAGUUGUGUAAUAAGGUUGUUAUUGUGAAUUAAAGAAAUGCUCAUCCAAAUGAUUCAAUGACAGAACAGAGAUGCAUAUUUAAAGAUAAUGCAUCGUGAUAAACAUCAGACGAUUUUCCUUUCUCUUUCAUUUACAAAUGUAGGACAAAUUUGAUUACAUUUUCUUAACAAAUAACUUUUAAACAAAACAGGUUUAAGUAUCUGACGGAGAAAAGAAAUGAGCCAUGUCUAAGUUAAAAUGUUUUAUCUCACUGCAUGUUUAGGUUAGUCUAUAAACUAUAAAUGAUAUAAAACAUCUGUAGAAAUCUGUUGUCUAAUCCCCUCUGCUUUCAUUUAGAUAGAUACUCGUAACUUUAUUCAUUAGUAUUAUUUUUUAUUAUUAAACCAAACAGGCUUUUUUAAUCAUUGUUAUUUGCUCUCUGUGUGAAUGUGUCUUUAUUCUGUUUGUAUAGCAGAACUGAUGAUCAGAAACAGAAAAUACUGCUGUGAAUUUAGGAUAAACGUAUUGAAUAAACAACACAGCUUUCAUUGACAUUGUAUUGGUGAUUUAAAAGUGAUCCAGCAAAGCUUGGAAAUAAUUAAAAUGAAUUGACACAAACGCUUUUAUUUUCUUAUCCAAGUGUCUCCUGCUUUUCAUGAGCUAUUUGACAUUCACAGCAUGUUGACACCAAAUUUGAUUUGUAAAUGAAACUUAAAAGUAAGAAAAGUUGUGAAUACGUGCAGUGAUGUGAAAUAAAUGAUGAGGAGGGAGGAGACUGAAAUCCAAGCAGACAAAGUGAUGGAUUGGAUUGAUUGAAGAGUAAAGUAAGGAGAGAGACGUAGUGAAAUUUCUUUCUCGCAUCUGUUUAAUUCUUUUUACACAAUCAGAGAUGGAGAAUCUCAUUCAUCUGAUUUUACUUUCUGGACUUGUUUUCAUUCAGAGUAAUUCAGCCACUUUAGAAGAGAAUUUAGCCCUUAAGGGAACAGCUACACAGUCAACCACAUAUUUCACCCGUGUAGCUCAAAAAGCCAUAGAUGGUAUAAAACAUGGACCCGGUGAAGCUCUUCACUGCGCCAUUGCAGGACAUCAACUUAAUCCAUGGUGGAGGUUAGAUCUUCUGGAUAGUUUUACAGUUUACACAGUGGUCAUCACCAACAGAGAAGACUGCUGUCCGGAUCAAACCAAUGGAGCAGAGAUUCGUAUCGGAGACUCACUGGAAAACAAUGGAAACAACAAUUCCAUAUGUGAUGUUAUUUUUAAUCCUACAGUAAACUCUACUGUCAGUUAUUCAUGUAAUGGGAUGAUGGGACGUUAUGUGAAUGUGGUCAUGACUGGACUACAGCCGUAUCUUUCUCUGUGUGAAGUGGAGGUCUAUGUCACAGAUCGUAGAAACAAAAGCUUUCUGAGGUUGAAAUUUCUUUCCAGUGUUGAUGUAGCAGCUCUGAGCAACAAAAUCCUUAAUAAGCUGCAGUCUGCUCUGUCAUUACACAUCUCUGAUUUUAAACUGUCCUGGACACAACUCCCUUAUAAAGAGGUACAACAUCAGAAGAACAAAGGCAAGUAUAAAGUCAUUUCGAAAUGUCUACUUUUUGUACACGUUUUGUACUUUAGUAUUCACCGUUUAAUAUAACACAUUCAUCAUAUUCAUCACUUCAAUUGUGUUUAGUUUAGUCUGUUAUGUAUCCUCAUCAUCAUGUGUGUGUGGUAUGAUUUACUGAAUCUUCUUUGUUUUUAACAGGAUCUUGUG